AUGCUCUUCAGACAGAUCAUCAAGGAUUUUGAGCUUCCCAGUAUGAGCGAGGAAGUGGUUCAGUCCAUCCAUGGGGUGUUUUGCAGCUUCGAUGAGGUCGAGGAGCAAGAUGAAAUCACUCACAGUCCGGUUAAGUCUCUCGAUCUCGACUGGCGACACCCACUGGCCUUUCUUGUCGCGCUGCUUCGGGAUAUUGGGCAGGCCUCGGAGGUGAAGCGAAAAGAGUUGGAUGACCAUAUCGUCAAGAUUGAAAUGGAGACCAACACGUGUAUUCCCCCGCCGGUAGAGGGUCAGCCGGAACCACUCUUCACCAAGAAGGUCUGUUGGCCCGAGGACCAUUACGAGUGUAUAGGCCUCCUACACAGGUGCAACAACCAGCUCGUCUUUGCCACCAGGGCCGUCGACGAGGAGAUUGAAGCGUGGAGGCAACUGCAGGGUCUGCUGGAGGAUAGAAAUUCGAUAUGCAACGUUGAAGGACUGGCCAACAAGAACAUCCAAACCACAAUGCUGAACACGGUCAAGUUCCAGUUGACUCACACCAAGAGUCGAAGAACUCAGAUCCAGGGCCUCAGAGACCGCGUUGCUGUGCAAAUUGAGUUGAUCCAUAACAUGACGGCACAUAAGGAGGCCUCGCAGACUACCAUGAUUGCCAUAGUCGCGCUGAUUUUCGCGCCUGCGAGCUUGAUAGCGACCAUCUUCAGCGCCGGUCUCUUCGCGACCGACGACCACUCCUGGACCACCUACAUAGCAUCUACAGUCCCUAUCACUUUGGCCAUCUUUGUACUCGGUCUCCAAUUUACGAAGCUCCAGGCCAUGCUUAGGCAAGGGUGGAAGGUUGCAGUAGGGGGAUGGCAGGAUGUACGGCAAAAGGAACCAAGGAUGUCGGUUUGA
This is a messenger RNA of Colletotrichum chrysophilum, 891 nucleotides long. RefSeq lists its product as uncharacterized. The transcript is spliced from 4 exons. The coding region runs from base 1 to 891 and encodes 296 amino acids. NCBI's taxonomy places the organism in Eukaryota, Fungi, Ascomycota, Sordariomycetes, Glomerellales, Glomerellaceae. The record is from RefSeq and is a predicted model, not a curated record.